This is a messenger RNA of Suillus clintonianus, 516 nucleotides long. RefSeq names its product WD40-repeat-containing domain protein. Gene Ontology annotation, molecular function: protein binding. The record is from RefSeq and is a predicted model, not a curated record. The coding region runs from base 1 to 516 and encodes 171 amino acids. Lineage: Eukaryota; Fungi; Basidiomycota; Agaricomycetes; Boletales; Suillaceae. The transcript has 2 exons.
AUGUCGAAGGUCAUUCAAAGCACCACACCCCUUCGAACUUUUCAAGGUCAUGAAAGACGCGUAAUUGCAGUCGCAGUUUUCCCCGAUGGACGAAGAAUGGUUACGGGCUCGAAGGAUGAGACACUUUGUCUGUGGGACUUGAAGACAGGUGUUGUGUUGAAGAAGAUGGAGGGGCAUCGCAGUGAGGUGUGUUCAUUGGCGGUAUCACGAGAUGGGCAAAUAAUAGCAAGCGGUGAUUACUCUGGAGAGGUCAUCACUUGGAACGGAGAAACAGGAGAAUUUCUCACCCAACUCAUCAAAGCCCACUCCCAAGAUGUCCGCUUGCUGGACUUUUCCGCGGAUGGUCUUUUUCAGACCGGUCAAACUAUCAAAAAUCACCUCAAGAAGCAUGGUCGUGCACGCAGGCAGCAUCUUGGCAGUGGUGAACCUCCGCAGGCUCAGCUGAUCAAUGGGACCGCUUCGGACGGAGAUAUCACAAGUCAGGACGAAUUUUUGCUGGAUGAUGACCCGAUUUAA